AAACUUUCUAAAUCAUUGUCUUGGUUAUUACGACAUGGUGCAGAGAAGGAAGGGUUUAAAUAUUUACCAGGUGGCUUCCUGUAUGUAGAUGAAGUCCUAAAGAAAGAUCAGUUUAAGAACUAUACAGAAGAUGAUAUCAAACAUGUCGUAGCAGUCAAUGAAAAAAAUAGAUUUGCUAUUAAGGAUGACAGAGAGUCAGGUAGAUUGUUAAUUAGAGCUAAUCAAGGCCAUAGUAUACAGGUAGAUGAUUUAGAACUUACACUAGUUGACAAUGCUGAUGAUUAUCCUACUGUUGUGCAUGGCACCAACUUAACAGCUUGGUCUUCAAUAAAAACUCAGGGAUUAAGUAGAAGAAAUAGAAAUCAUAUACAUUUUGCUAUUGGUGAACCUGGUGAGAAUGGUGUCAUAAGUGGUAUGAGACAAUCCAGUGAAGUUGUUAUUUAUCUAAAUCUACAAAAGGUUCUUCAAGAUAAUAUCAAAGUAUAUAAAUCAGUGAAUAAUGUUAUACUCUCUCCUGGCGAUCAACAUGGCUUUAUACCAUCAUCCUAUUUUACGCAAGUUUUAAACAGAAAAACAAGUAGGUUUCUUCUUUUAUUUUGUCAUUAUACCCAAUAG
Lottia gigantea (owl limpet) is the source of this 615-nucleotide messenger RNA. RefSeq lists its product as hypothetical. The annotation marks the transcript as partial. Lineage: Eukaryota; Metazoa; Mollusca; Gastropoda; Lottiidae. Gene Ontology annotation, molecular function: tRNA 2'-phosphotransferase activity. The record is from RefSeq and is a predicted model, not a curated record. Gene Ontology annotation, biological process: tRNA splicing, via endonucleolytic cleavage and ligation. The transcript has 6 exons.